This is a messenger RNA of Trichoplusia ni (cabbage looper), 1419 nucleotides long. RefSeq lists its product as uncharacterized. The record is from RefSeq and is a predicted model, not a curated record. The coding region runs from base 280 to 660 and encodes 126 amino acids. Lineage: Eukaryota; Metazoa; Arthropoda; Insecta; Lepidoptera; Noctuidae. The transcript has 2 exons.
CUGUGCGCCUGCUGAGGGCAGCAGCGACUACAGCCGACAGCGAGGCGACAAAGGCUAGUGUAUGCAGUGCGGUGUCAUCUUGAUCACCGCACUGAUGGCACGCAGUCGUCACCUCUCUAGACGAUGAUGAACCUGCACGCCACAUAAAUCGAUAAUAUAGCUACAAUUCCCUAUACCAUUCCGUAGAGUCUUCAGUCAUCCUAGUCUUUAAGGUUUGAUUUUGUUUGAUAUGUAUCGAACAAAUGUUUGCAUUACAGAACAAAGUCCACACCAAGCACGAUGAGCUUACAACAGUUCUUGGAGCAGGAAAAGAAUAAAAAGGAGGAAAAGUACAAGUACGAGUACAACCCGAGCUGGGGCAUGCAGCCGUAUUGGGCGGGCGGUGAAGACAUGCUCUCAACCUUCAAGGAGGACCCCAGCAAGAAUAUCACCACUACCAAGGCACCCAUGGUCUGCGGCGAGGAGUGCAACUAUAUACUGCAGAAAAUAAAGCACGUGUGUGCUCAUAAGACCGACUAUAAUGCUGUCAAUGGCUGCACAGGCGAAGAGUGUUCAGGCAAGCCAGGAGAGAAUAUAGACGUUGGGUUCAAAACCUUCAACACUUACUGCGAGUACCUGGACGCCGCGUGCCAAAACGACUUCACUGAGGGCCGUACGUAACUACUGCGUCGCUUAUUUUAAGACUGCAAGUCGCCAAGUGCGAGUUGGACAAGAGAUACUGAGGGUUCUGUACAAAUGGGCAGAAGAAAACCUAAACGGAUAUUAGAUAAAUAGCAUUGUGGGUAUCCAUCCUAAAAUUCAUCUGAACCUCGAACUUUAUUUUUAGUAUUUGUUGUCAGUGUUAACAGACAACAAAUGGACGGUUGAAAUUUUUACAGCUAGAGACAGAUGAAAUUUUGACGGACGGACGUACCGACAAUGGAACUUCAGUAAUAGGGUCCCAAUUUUACCUCCAAAAUAAUAGUUAGUAAAACAACAAGCCCAAACAGUGGAUACUAAUUAUGAUUAUUAACCAUAACCCAAAGCUCAGUAUUUGAAACAGCGAGCCUUUAACAAGUACGUAAAUUAAAAGAAACUAGUUAUAUUUCUAAAUUAUUAGCUAAUGCGUCAUAAAAGUUUUUGGCUUUAUAAUAAAACGCUCAGAGGACUAAAUCUUCUUGCGUCUGUAGAUCGCAUUCAGCGGUAUGGUUUGUAGAUAUGUAAAAUGUACAUAUUUUCAAAUGUACAAUACGUUCACACUGAUUGCAUGCAAUACACAUAUUGAAAAGACGAAGUGAUGCACUGUCUAGACACUUGACACUUGAAGUUUUUCAUUAGUUCUCUAUUGUCAUUGUCAACAUUGUCUAGUUGAGGCUAGAAUGAUGACAGCCGUGGUCGAGUGGCGUACGCACCGGUUUCAAGGUGUCGCUAGCUCUGAGG